Medicago truncatula (barrel medic) is the source of this 1832-nucleotide messenger RNA. Its product is annotated as F-box protein At4g00755. The transcript is spliced from 6 exons. NCBI's taxonomy places the organism in Eukaryota, Viridiplantae, Streptophyta, Magnoliopsida, Fabales, Fabaceae. Gene Ontology annotation, molecular function: protein binding. Bases 636 to 1577 code for a protein of 313 amino acids. The record is from RefSeq and is a predicted model, not a curated record.
UUGAUUGUUUAUUCAAAAUAUCAUGAUGUUAUUUGAUAUUUAGUUUUGAGGUUCAAUCCCGAGCAUUUGUAAUCUCAAUUACAUAGACAACUAUUAGGCCAUUAUAAUUUUUUCAUCAAAUUUACAAUUUAAUUUAUAAGAUUGACUAUUUUUGAUGUUAUUUAAAACUUAAAUAGAAGAUUACUAUUACUUAAAAAAAUCUAGUUUUUUCAUUAUGGCUCGUUUUUAGUAUUUGAACAUGACCUCUGAUUUUAUACGAACGGUCUGCCGAAAGGGUACUUCACAAAAGAAAAACAUUGCAAUUAGGAUUGACCAAAAAGUUAACAUAGUUGGCUUUUAGUUAGAGAGUCCAAAUUUAACUUAGAUUGCUAUUUGAUCCAUAUUGCUAUUUAAAGCAUAGUGUUUAAUUAAGUUUUUGUAAAGGGAGUUGCCAUUUCUGCAUUUCAUUGCUAUUCAUGUAUAACACAACAAUUUGCAACCUUUGUUUUCAGAAUUCAUCAUUCAUGGAAAUAAUGCUAUAUCAUCAACCCUAUAAUUAUCAGGGGAUCACACAUCCUUCCUGCACUCUCAGAUCUGUCUGGUCUGCUCUCUCACUCUUAGAUUGGUAUUUGGUGCUUUCACUUGAUUGAAAAACCAUGAUGAUGUUUUGGAAGAUGUGGUUUAAUGGGAAACCGAAAAUGGAUUUCAUCCAAUGUCUUGGACCUGAUCUUUCAAUUAAGAUUCUCACCUCUUUGGAUGACCGAUGUGACCUCGUUCGUGUAUCUGCUGUUUCUAAAUCUUGGUACCGAUUUGUGUGUCCUGAAAUAUCUGAUGUUGUUCAUAGCAUUGAGGUGGACUACAUGAUUGAACUUGUUAGCAACAUGCUUGAAGGUUAUAGAGAUUUGGAGUGUCUUAAACGAAGUCACAAAGCCUAUGCUGUCUUGGCUUUUGAUUUAUCUCCUUAUGUGAAAAACUGCAUCUCAGAAGCCGUUGUUGCAUCAAGCACUAAUAUUGAUCCAGAAGAAAGUAUUCAAAAUACAUUGGAGCCCGGAGAUAGAACGGACGAUAGGCCAUCAUACUCAUAUUUUCAAGAUGGCUCCCCUAUAUAUUCAGCUGAGGCUAUCCGAUUCAGAAUUGGCUAUCCAAGAUACAAUAGAACAUUAGAGAGUGCUAUAGCUCAUUCUAUUGCUUCUAGUAACAUGGUGGUUGAUGAAACUCAAUUUCUAUGGAUAUAUAUUUCGCCUAACUAUCAAAUGUUUCAGGAAAAUCGGUUGCAAGUAUUCAAGCUACCUAAACCUGUUUUGUGCAAUGAACAUGUGUUGCUAGUGGAGUUGCAUGGGAGAGCUCAAAAACAAGGACUCUUAUACUACAUAGGCAUCUCCCAUAUUCAAGCAGUUGGACUUCUGAUUUUAGCAGCGUUUAAAGAAAUUCGCCAUCGAUCAGGAAAAUAUAUCUUGAAGUACUGCCCUAGUAUCAGAGUCCUGUAUUCAUCAUCAUCAUCAUCAAGCUGUUGGAUGAAGUAUGGGAUUGUUGUGAUGUUCAUCUUUAUGAUGAUGUUCUUACCACUGGCACACUUUAUGGCUUUAACUGAUAAAUGAGUAUGUGUGGGACUUCUAUAAUUGAUGGUAGCAUUGAUGCAGACGAUUAUCAUCAUUUAAUAACACUUUUAAAUUAAUAAUUUUUUUGGCGGAAUAAAUAUUUUAAUUUGUAUGCAGAGUGUAAAACUAUCUUACAUCUGUAAAAUAUUCUGCACAUAAAGUGUAAAACUCUUUUGCACAUGAACAUAAGGUUUAUUCUAUCGCGAAUUAGUGUUAUAGAUGGUCCACUUUGGAUCACAUUUGGUUUUCUUUUUA